AUGGCCCCCCAUUGUACAGACACACCGCCUGUACCCGAAGCAGAUUCAACUCCAACACAGCACGAUGGCCACUUAUUCCACAGAUCACUUGCUCAAGCCCCGCAUAUGGUGGAAUCCGCCUCUGGAAGCAACUUACAUCUUUCCAAUGGCCGAACCGUCAUCGACGCCUGUGGUGGUGCUGCUGUAGCUAUCAUUGGUCAUGGAAACCAAGAAGUGCAAAACGCAAUCAUCAAGCAGGCCCAAAAAGUCAGCUACGUUCAUACCCAAUCAUACACCACGCCAGUUGCCGAGGAGUUGGCCGAUUUUAUUCUAGAUGGAACACCUUACGGGCUUGAGAAGGCGCUCUUCUUGGGAAGUGGAAGUGAGGUAAUUGAAGCUGCGAUGAAAUUGGCCCGACAGUACCAUUUUGAGAGAAAUGAGCCAGACCGGAUACAUUUUGUUUCUCGGAAGCAGAGCUACCAUGGGAACACCAUGGCUUCCAUGUCAAUAUCGUCUAAUUUGGCGAGAAAAGUGCCGUAUAAGGGCUUUGAGUACCAACAUGUGUCGCAUGUUACGCCGCCGUAUGCGUACCGGUACAAGUUGGAUGGCGAAUCGGAUGUCCAAUUCACGGAAAGACUGCUCCGAGAACUGGAGGACGAGUUUCUGAGAGUUGGCCCCGAGAAAGUAAUUGCCUUUGUUGCUGAGCCUAUCAUCGGCGCAACGGCGGGCUGCAUUGUUCCGCCGACGGGAUAUCUCUCUGGUGCUCGAAAGGUUUGCGACAAGUACGGCAUUCUCCUGAUUUUAGAUGAAAUCAUGUGUGGCACCGGACGGACUGGCACGUUCUUUGCCUUUGAGCAGGAAAACGUGGUGCCGGAUAUUGUGACGGCGGCUAAGGGUUUGGGAGGUGGUUAUGCCGCCAUUGCUGGCAUGUAUGUCCAUACUAAGGUCGUUAAUGCUCUUAGACAAGGGAGCCAGGCGCUCAACCACGGUCAUACAUACCAAGCGCAUCCUAUGUCUUGCGCUGCUGCCUUGGCCGUACAGAAGAUCCUCAGAAGAGAUGGCCUUGUUGAGAGGUGCCGAGAUAUGGGUCUUGUACUGGAGAAGCUGCUUCGUUCGGAGCUGGCGGAAUGCAAGUCCGUUGGGGAUAUCCGUGGUCGAGGGUUGUUUUGGGCAGUCGAGUUUGUGAAGGACAGCAUCACGAAGGAGACAUUUGAUCCGUCUCUGGGCUUUUCAGGCAAGGUGACGCAGGUUUCUUUCCACAAAGGCGUUGCUGUAUAUCCUGGUGUUGGAACGGUGGAUGGGUUGAAGGGCGACCAUAUUUUGUUGGCGCCGCCGUACACUGUCACGGAGGAGGAGUUGGCGACAAUUUGUCAAACAUUGAAGGAAGCUAUUUUGUCUCAAGAGGCGUUGCAUCUUUGA
Pochonia chlamydosporia 170 is the source of this 1398-nucleotide messenger RNA. RefSeq names its product aminotransferase. The coding region runs from base 1 to 1398 and encodes 465 amino acids. The record is from RefSeq and is a predicted model, not a curated record. The transcript has a single exon. Gene Ontology annotation, molecular function: pyridoxal phosphate binding; transaminase activity. NCBI's taxonomy places the organism in Eukaryota, Fungi, Ascomycota, Sordariomycetes, Hypocreales, Clavicipitaceae. Gene Ontology annotation, cellular component: cytosol.